AUGGCGGAGAGGGAUGGUACGGAUACGGAGAGGGAUACGCUAUUCGAUGGUAUUGAAAAAUGGAUUAUAGCGGCCAAAGCAGAGGCUGCCAUUUCCCGCACACUUGAAUAUAACUUUCGUUCAGGUAUUGUCCAAAAUAUGGCGGAAACUUUACACUAUGUGGAAUUCCUAAUAUUUGGUGUUACCUUGUUGAUAUCAAUUUCAAUAGGAAUAUAUUUUGCAAAAUCAGGAGGGAAGCAAAAGACAUUGGAAGAAUACUUGGUGGGAAAUCGAAAGAUUUCGUUCUGUCCUGUAGCGAUUUCUCUGUUAGUGACUUUCCAGUCUGGAAUCAGCCUUCUUGGCUUACCUGUGGAGAUUUACCAGUAUGGGACGCAGAUUUAUUUAGGAAUUAUAGGACUCGUAACAGGGUAUAUACUAGUAGCUGUACUGUUUGUUCCAGUGCUCCAUCCUUUGCAGCUUACAAGUGUCUAUGAGUAUCUCGAACUCCGUUUCCAGUCACGUGCUGUGAGGAUCACCGGAAGUGUGUUAGGCUCACUGUUUACGGUGAUGUACAUGGCCAUCGCCCUAUUUGUACCGUCUCUGGCUUUGGAAGCAGUGACUGACCUAUCUGUGUGGAUUUCCAUACCUUUAGUAGCAUCCGUAGCAGUGCUUUACACCAUGAUGGGUGGAAUGAAAGCAGUGGUGUGGACGGACGUCUUCCAGUUCCUCGUCAUGAUCGCCGGAAUUACCGUCGUUUUGGUAAAGGGUAUUAUAGGGUCGGGAGGACUUCUUCAGGUCUGGCAAACAUGUUCCGAACAAGGAAGAGUUCAGUUUUUAAACCUGGAUCCUGAUCCAACAGCUAGACAGACGUUUUGGGCAGUUACUUUGGGAACUGUGACGUCAUGGAUAGGGCAUGGAAUCAGCCAAUCGGGUGUCCAAAGAAUAAGUUCAACGUCGUCCAUCAGGGAAGCGCGAAAAGCGGUCUUGACCAAUCUGCCCGCCGCGGUAAUCCUGGAAACCCUUAUGGCAUUACUUGGACUGGUCCUAUUCGCCUUCUAUUACAACCAGGCAUGCGAUCCUACACGUGCAGGAUAUAUUCAAAGUUCUAAUCAGCUUGUACCAUAUUUCGUCACGGAGCAAAUGUCUGUCGUUCCGGGAUUUGUUGGUCUUUUUAUGGCCUGCCUUUUUAGUGCUACGUUGAGUACCCUAUCCUCGGGUCUGAGUGCCGUGUCUGCUCUGAUAUGGGAAGACAUGGUUGACCCGACCCUGUCACGGACCAGUGAAGUCAGGGGCACGUUCGUCACAAAGGUCACAGUUGUUUGUACGGGGGUAGCAACAGUUGGUCUGGCCUUUCUAGCCAUGAAUCUUAAAGGCACUAUCACGCAGAUUACCAUUGGUACGUUGUCUGCCACUUCCGGACCAUUACUUGGUGUUUUUCUCCUCGGUAUGAUUCUGCCAUGGGCGAAUGCAAAGAGUGCCAUUGUCGGCGGAUUCCUGUCCUUUUGUUUGUGUGUUACCAUGACAGUUGGUGCCAAUUUUGCUCCAACGCCUUCCCAUAAUUCAAUGUUACCGAAAGUCCCGAUUUCCGGAUGUUACGUUAAUUCUUCUGCUAAUCAUUCUCUUUCUGUGUAUACAAACACCAAUACAGAAGGGUAUAACUACACAGAAAUAUACCAAGCAACGCCUUACUACAAUGUUUCUGCUAGUAUGGAAGAUGGGGAAAGUCCAUACUUCGACAUCACGGGGAUGUGGCUUUUCCGGGUGUCCUUUUUAUGGUAUCAUUUAAUAGGAGUUGUAUCAGCGUUCAUAAUAGGGUUAUUGACCACACUAAUUACAGGAGGGUUCUCUGACAUACCAGCCGAGCCUCGUUUUGUAUUACCUUGUAUACGUCACAUGAAGUGUUUCACUCGGAACUACCACGCCAGUUCUAGUAUAUUACUCAGAAGCUACCAGGGGUCGCCACUGUUGACCAGCCACAUGCAGGGGAGAUCAUCCAUGCGUUCCAGCUUCCGUGAUAAAAAGACAGGAAUGCUUUGACAGAAAAGUCCAUGAUGUCAUUACAGUAGCCGUUCAUUCUGAUAUUUUCCCCCUGUAAAUUUUACAAAAAGACAUUAAAUAAGUUAUUUAAU
Molecule: messenger RNA, 2108 nt
Organism: Mizuhopecten yessoensis (Yesso scallop)
Lineage: Eukaryota; Metazoa; Mollusca; Bivalvia; Pectinida; Pectinidae
Product: sodium-coupled monocarboxylate transporter 1-like
Exons: 16
Coding region: 1-2016 (671 amino acids)
Biological process (GO): sodium ion transport; transmembrane transport
Cellular component (GO): membrane
Molecular function (GO): symporter activity
Source: RefSeq, a predicted model, not a curated record